GGCUCAAGGAGUGAGGACACCGUCGUAAACCUGCGAAAUCCACGCGUGCCGCACUGUUCGCUACCUGUGCUGCGCUGUUCGCUUGAUGCCUUGCGAGAUUUUCAGCGGAUCGAAAUAUUUUUUUGAAAAUAGGAGAUCGCGCGAGGAUGUUUUACAGAUUGAUACUAGGAUCCGAAGAAAGACGAAAAAGGAUUGGGGAGAAUGCCAAUGCGUCGCUCAGUCGAUCGAGGCCUGCGAUUUAGAUCUGAUGGAAACUACUCAUGCGAUCUGCCUUUGAUUUUUGUCGAGAUCCACAUCAUCUAUUCCACGAUCCUUUCGAGUACGAUUCAUUUUCCAUUCAUGAUCUUUGUUUUUCUUGACAACAGGCCCAGAAAAAUAGGGAUACGGCAAUAUUAGAUUUAGAACGAAACAAAAACGUAACGGCAAAGCGACAUUCUUCUCCUUGUGUCACCUUUAGUGUCAACAUCAACUUGUUGUAGUUAGACGGUUCUUCUUCGGACUGUUGUUCUCACAAGUAAAGUAGAAGCGAUUUUUGCACCAGAUAGUACAGGUAAGUAGGUUUUCGCUUAUUUUAUCGUACCAAGCGCAACUUUUUCUUUUUUGGUUUGUCUUUUUUUACAAAAUCCUAACACAAAAAUGAAGUUGGUGGUUUUCUUGCGAAAGUUGGCGAACGAAAGCGUCAGCGUGGAUUUGAAGAGUAAUGUGAAAGUGGACGGAACGAUUAUUGGGGUGGACAUGCAGAUGAACAUCCACAUGAAGAACGUGAAGGUACUGCAUUUUUAUAAAUUGUUUUGUUGUAGUACUCAAAAAAAUGUUUUUGUCACGACCCAUGAUCCGUAGCCAAGGCAUGUUUACUUUUUUCGUGUCAUAGGACCGACUAGCCAGGACGACAACCGCUUCUGUCAUCAUUACAACAGGUCACUUCCCCGGGACGAGAGGCGGCGCCAAUGGAGCACUUGACACUGCGAGGAAACACUAUCCGGUCAGUGUGUUUACCCGACAAUUUGGCACUGGAAACUCUGCUAACGGAAAAGGAGCCACGAAGAAAGCGCCCCGCCGGGAAGGGCAAGGGAAAAGCAGGCGGCCGUGGCGCGGGAUUUCCGAUCAAGAAUAAGAUGAUCACAAACUAGAAGUAAGAACCUUUCUUGGAAGAUGAGGGGCAGCUCUGUAGUGCGUAGAGGCGCAAUAAUUGAUAGCACUCGAGUCUGACCACCAGCUCCUCCGUAGCUUCUCACACUUGUACUUACUACAGACUGGGACACGAACCUCCGCGAACAAACAAAGUGCCAAGCACCUCAGGUCCCUCUGAGGAUUGUAGACACGAAUUUGCAGUAACAGUCGCGCCUUUCGGAAGAAGUACAGCAACCUACCUACCCAUAAAGAUGAACUUGCAGCAACUCGACGC
Messenger RNA from Amoebophrya sp. A120, 1405 nucleotides. NCBI's taxonomy places the organism in Eukaryota, Dinophyceae, Syndiniales, Amoebophryaceae. The record is from the annotation of a GenBank genome assembly.